Molecule: messenger RNA, 1935 nt
Organism: Pundamilia nyererei
Lineage: Eukaryota; Metazoa; Chordata; Actinopteri; Cichliformes; Cichlidae
Gene: srsf3b
Product: serine and arginine rich splicing factor 3b
Exons: 4
Coding region: 146-523 (125 amino acids)
Molecular function (GO): RNA binding
Source: RefSeq, a predicted model, not a curated record
GGCGACAUUAAACCCGCCCUCUCGAAAGUGGCAUCCUGUUAAUCCACUGACGUCACGCCAUUUUCCACCGAAGACGAAAAGGCACAAUUUAGCCGCAUCACAAUCGAUAAUCUGAGCUGAUAUUUACACCUAAAACGAUACAGUCAUGCAUCGUGACUGUCCCCUUGACUGCAAGGUCUACGUUGGAAAUCUCGGCAACAAUGGAAACAAGACAGAGUUAGAAAGAGCAUUUGGCUACUAUGGUCCUCUCCGGAGUGUUUGGGUGGCCAGGAACCCCCCAGGCUUCGCCUUUGUAGAGUUCGAAGAUCCCAGAGAUGCAACUGAUGCCGUGCGGGAGCUUGAUGGAAGGACUUUGUGUGGCUGUCGGGUGCGUGUGGAGUUAUCUACUGGCGAGAAGCGUAGCCGCACUCGAGGCGCUCCCCCUUCAUGGAGCAGGCGUCCUAGAGACCGAGACGACUACAGGCGGCGUAGCCCACCACCCAGACGCAGAGCCACCACCAUGCCUCUUCUCACCACCCUCUGAGUCAAUCAACUAGUCCUCUUUCAGCAUCAUGUGACUGCUGAUCAUCGGGCCGCAAUCAGCUUGGCUGGUGCUGUCACAUGACCCAGGCAUGGCCAGUCGUCAGGUUGCACCAGCCCAUUGGUUCCUCAGCAUGCCGUUCUCAACCUCCUCCUCCUUCAACCUUAACCCAAACGGCAGCGGCCACCUCACAUUCCCGACCAAUCAGCGUAUUACGUUCCCAAAUGUCUACAACCUACCAGCAGCAGCCUUCGGCUAACCAAUUAAAGCAGGAAAAAAGCCACAGCCAGCCCCCAUCUGCCUGCCACCUAAUCACCUUGCAGCAUCUGGCCAGUCCUAUUCAGCCAAUUCUACCCACCCGGCCGACAGUCUGCCUCCCUUUCGUCAUUUCUAGCUUGUUGAAAACCAAAAAUACUAGUAAGUUUUCCUGCUUCAUUCAGUACACUGCUGAUUACAGUUUUAAAAGUGAAGAGACAGCUGGUUUAAAAGGGUUGUUCUUUUUUUUAAAUUAUUAUUAUUUUAAUCAUAAGUUUGUCAUUUUGUCGUCCACCAUUUCUGUAGUCCUUGUUUCAAAGGGGGAUGGACCAACAUCAAAUAUCUGGAACGUCAUGUUUCCAGAGAUUUCGAUGAUAGAUAAUCAUCUGGUAUGUCUUGGGGCUCUGAGCAGAAUUAUGAAGUCACAUCAAAACUUUCCUUAAACACCCCCUAUGAAUAUCAGAUCUUUGUGUGUGUGUGUGUGUGUGUGUUCCCGGUUUGAGAUCUUAGCCUGGCUGUUUCACGAGGCUUAUUCCCUGUGAAAAAUAAAUUUUGGUACCAACUUCCAUUUCUGUACAUUUUUCCCUUAAAGUGCAGUGGACUGAAUUCAUACAGAUGGUGGCCCAAAUGGUGUGCUGGGUUUUUGAUUCCCCACAUCAGAGCCGAUCCACAGUACGAUAUCAAACUACCUAAGAUGAAAAUCCUGCUGGGGUUUCAUGCCUCGGCGCUCUGAACCUACUGCUUAUGAAUCACGGGACGAAUCCUAAUCUGCAUUUCAAAGUUAGACUGAAAUAUAAUUGGACUUUAUUGAAAGGUGCAUGUGUUACUGUGGGAAAGGUGAGAGGUGGUUUCCUCUGCACCUGCCAUCUUUAUGUGCUGGGUCCACUGCCAGUGACUUCUGUUUUCUGGUUGAAGUCUUUGUUUUCCUUGGAAAAACAUGCAAGUCGUUUACUUCCAUUUUGAGUUCUUGAAAUAGCCAAAGGGCUGUGCUGAGGGAGCCCCGUGUAAGAAAAGGAGUAAAUAAUGUGGAGUUCUACACAGUGAUCAAUCUAUCUGUCUUCGUCCUUAACACGUUUGUAUUUUCCCUGCGCAGAUCCCCACGCAGGAGGAGCUUCAGCCGCAGCCGUAGCAGGCAAGUCAUCUUUCACGCUGCAUGAGAU